GGGUGCACAUAUACGUGCCCGUCAUGUAAUCGCAUGCAAGUGUUGUUGCAUAGAAAAUCGGCCAGAAGAGGAAGAUCUGCUGCGUAUGCAGGAUGUCCUGCCUGACCAGUAUCUCCACAAGGUCUGCUCCUUUCAGGAGGAUACGGUGCCAGGUGGUUGGUCAGCUGAACUCCGACUGGCCGAAUCUACUGAGAGAGGGGCUCAACUGUGGCUGGCCAGAUACCAGGACAAGUCCAUGACCGUCAUGCGUGUGCAUAGAACCUUUGGCUACGAUGUGACAACACCACGUAUAAAUCUUUUCAAGAAAUCCUACCGAUGCCACCAUAAUACGAGAAGCAGGGUAAAGAAGCUGAGCUUGAAAGGCACAGACUGUGUCAGCUGCAUGACAAUUACUGUGAAGAGAGUCGGAAAACUAACCAGAAAAAGCAGGUCAACAGACCCCCAUCUGCCAGACUACCCCAUGAGAGUGUGUCUGCGCUACAGCCACAACCACCCCAUCAGGGCCAGCUCUGCCCUCCGGUUCAGAGACGUCAGGCCGAGUGUGGAGGAGAAGUUCCGAGGCUUGUUCCGGCUGGGAUAUGGCCCCGUCGCAGCCCUGGGCCUCCACAAGAUGGAUCUCCAGCUGGAGCAUGGCUCCAACUUCAUGCACAUUUGUGGUGAUCGAGCCCAGGUACCGGAUGAACAGUGGUGUCGUAGGCUGCAUCGGAAGCUGUUAGUGGCAAAUAAUGAAAAGGAUGGACAAGAUGUCUUGGGAGAUUUGCAGACAAGGAUGACAACAGAAAACGCCAGUGGCGACAUGGUGAUGGAUGUAUGCACAACUGUAGACGGUCAGGUUGUUGUGGCAAUCUGCUCAAAGUUGAUGAAACGGGUCCUCAGUAAUGUGCCACAGAGUCACGAAUUGAUCACCGUUGAUCAUUGUGGUGCUGCAAACUGCGACAGUCUGGGGGCAUACCUCCUUUUGACGCACUCUUGCAUUGGUGGAUUGCCUGUCGGUUGUAUAAUCACAACGUCUGAGACAACCCCUACGGUCACAGCAGCACUCCAGCUGUACAAGUCCUUAGUGCCAACCACUGCUUUCCGUGGUGGGGCUGGGCCAAAGGUUUUCAUGACUGAUGAGUGCCCCGCUCUCCAGAGUGCCCUCAGAGAAAUUUUUCCCGAGUCCAGCCAGCUUCUGAGUGUCUUCCACAUCUUGCAGGCUGCUUGGCGGUGGUUAUGGAACAGUAAGAAGAAGAUUGAGAAACAAGACAGGCCAGAGUUGUUCGGCAUCCUAAAAUCCUUACUAUAUUGCCAAUCUUUGGGGGAGAUGGAUGUCCUGUACCAGAGAGCAGCACAAAAUGCUGUAGUGAUGAAGUACAAGCAGUUUUCUCAAUAUCUCUUAGGAUGGUACAGUAGGUCCAAGUCUUGGGCAGUGUGCUGCAGACAAGAUCUGCAGCUUCAAGGUAGCUUCACAAGUGAUUAUGGUGAGAGAGCAACAAGGGUGCUCAAGGAGCAGAUCUUGAACCGACUGAAGGUACAAAAUGUUGUCCAGCUAGUCGACUUCGUCUUGGACAGAAUGGAGAAGUACCACACACAAGGGAUCCUAGAUGUGGUCAGUGGCUGCUUCGACAGUGUCAAAUAUUCCAGAUACCUGCCACAGGAAGCGGAGGGAGAGCUGAUCAUCAGGCAAACUUCAGAGUGUGCUUUCACAGUCGCAAGUCUCGCAAAGCCUGACGCCGAGUACACUGUCAACACCUUACUUGGUCACUGCACCUGCCCAACGCCAGCUGCCGGGGGAGCCCUGUGCAAGCACCAGAACGCAGUUGCGCUGAAGUAUAACCUUCAGUGUUGUAGCUUCAUCCCGAUCAGCAACACCAGGGACAAAGCCAGGUUCUACUAUGUAGCCACUGGCAACAGCAGCUUACCCGAGUGGCUGCAGCCUCUCGUCCAUCAGACUGAUGUCACUGUUUGUGUGUCAACCAAUUCUCCAGUUCCAAACACUGAACAAGAAGGUUGCCAUAACCAAGCUCCUCCACCUGAGUCCUGCCCUGAACCGUCGGAUGUAGACGCAACUAAGAAUGAUGUACAUGUACCCAUACCUCCGGAGGUUCACAUUGCUGAAGUCCAGACCCUUGUUGAGUGUCUCCAAGAGGACUUUGUCUCGGUUUUGCGGAAUAAGAUGACGAGGCACCCAGAUGUGUACAUCCCAGCAGUGAAGAGGUUCCUCAGCAGUGUCAAGAAGCUGAAGACAGAUUCCCAGGUCCUGUCUGGUCUCCUCUUCUACGGAGGCGGCACUGGGCUCGGAAGCAGAAUUUGGCUGUCAGGGCGUAAACGGAUUGAUGACAACCCGUCAAAUCAUGUCACCCCUCAGAAGAAAACAAGAUUGGGGGAAAACAGUUGCCCUUAGAGAGGAGCUCCUGCUGGAGAACUGAGGGGACCUGAACAAGACCAUUUCAUGUAGUUCAGUAACAGCGGUCUGUUUUUGCUCAUCUGACGUCAGUCAUCCUCCCUGAAAAUACACAGCAAUUGUAAUCCAUACGUCAUUUACAAAUUGUUUUCAUUUUGAAAUAUCACAAAAUUCAUCAGGGAUAAAAUAACGGAGGAUCUUCAAGUCUUUCAAAAUGCACUCUCAGGAAGUAUUUCAAAGUACUCAGGGUGGCAAAAGCCAGUAGUUCCUUUUCACCAACGGAUGUGAUGUCAACUGUUUUGUACUGAAGAAUUACUUGAAAACUAAGUUUCGUAUUGUAACGAGUAACGGGUAAAUCAGGCCUAUCUUGAAGCCAAACGUAAAUGUAGUGCAAGGUUCAGCCAUUUACAUUAUUCAAUCGGUAAUACAUAUUCUGUGUGCUACUACCAAAGGAGCCUCUGUUGCUAGAGAUCUCUUGGUCGAGGUCGGAGCCCAUAGAGACAGAUGACUUGUGAUAAGUCUUUUGAUGGACUUGAAUGGAUCUAUGACAGACUUGAUCACAGCCCUAGUCAAAAAUACUAGAUUUUGCGUCGGGGAUGUUAAUCUUAAUCAAGGUUUCCCUUUAUGUUGACGCAUUCUCGGUGUAAUCGGAGAGUUGUGAACAAAUCACCAGCUUGCUCGGGUGGGAUUCAAACCCAUGAAUUUCAGCUUAUUGAUGCAGGUGUCUCAACCACUUGACAAACAAGCUAGCUUGGAUUGAGUGGUUGGAGCUGGUUCCGCAAACAGUCAGAGAUGUUAAUGUAGCUUUUUUCGUCGGUAUGUUAAACUUCAUACCAGCUCCUCUCCUUAAUUACGCCGGCAUAUAUAAAGGUAUCUUCUGAGAGUUGCGAAAAAAGAAAGCUUAUGAUUUUUUUUCUCGCGGCUGUCGGACCACAUUGAGACUACGACGUGGAUAUACAAUACGUCCGUCUAAGGGCAAAACCUGAUAUAAAAUCCCUAGUCUUGCAUGUGUCUCUGCUUGUUACAAAGAGGAUGUAGGUGAAUACUUAUACACAGUGUCUUGUUCAAAAGACUGGAAAAUUAUUCUGGUGCUGUUGCUGACACAUUUUAUUGUCAGUUUUUGGCACCAGGGUUACUUUCAACUUGACAACAGCAAAUCCUGAGGAUGUUAAAGAAAGUAUGCAUGUCCUUUCACUUUGUUAUCCUAGCCUGUCGUAGCCAGUGUGCAGAAAUUUGAACAGACUACAUGUAUUAUGGAACAUCCUGCUUCAAAACUGUUAGUGCUGUUUGUUCCUGGUAUGAGUUAAAAGAAAUGAAAUCAGCAGUGAUCUUGCGGGCCGUAGCAGACACAAAAAAUCAUGACAUGGAAGAUGUGGUGCACAUUUGUACAUUAUACUGAACGCCCUUUGAUUGACGCUUUACGAUCACCAAACGUGCAGAUUUCUUUUUAACCCACAUCGCAUUUCGCUGCACUGGCAUUUGUAGGAUUGUGGAAACAUUUCAACUGACUUAUGUUUCCCCAGGCUUGUCAACUAUUAUACUUUUCUGAAGUGAAAACAUUUUGAUUCCCUGCGAAUUAGAAACUAUUAGAAAGAUAGAUCAAUAGUAUAUACACUUCCUAACUGAACAAAAUACCAUAAUUAGAUUUUUUGAUGGCCUUGUGUGCUUUGUGGAAAAGAACAGAGAUGGAGCCGAAUGGGGCAAUUUGGAAGCACAAAGUGGGCAAUAAUACAGAAUAAUGAUUUCUCAAUUCCACACGGGCCGUACUGAAAAGAAUAAUAUGGAUGUGCACAGUCGGAAAUAUUUUAGAAUUGUACAGUAAUCGUCAUUCCAUGUGUUCUCUGCCCGGGCUUUUGGUUGCAGAUAUCAUGAUGAUUAAUAAAAAAUCAGUGAUUUACUGA
Molecule: messenger RNA, 4284 nt
Organism: Acanthaster planci (crown-of-thorns starfish)
Lineage: Eukaryota; Metazoa; Echinodermata; Asteroidea; Valvatida; Acanthasteridae
Molecular function (GO): zinc ion binding
Source: RefSeq, a predicted model, not a curated record